UUCCUUUAGUCUCUCUACUGUUUUCAGAUACGUGCCUUUGUGCUUUAGUACGACGUGACCCCAAUGGCUUCAUAGCAGCCUUAUUUUUUUAUAUUUUUUUUUCUUGGAGCAGGCCAGUCCUGUUGGCAUUCACAGACCAUCUCCAAAUGCGUUCAGGUUUAGCGGGACUCGUGGCGGAGAUGCUGUGCGGUGUUACCGGCGGAACCCGGCCGAGGCUCCGCAGCCUCUUACUGGCCCCCGCUACCAAAACAUUGCCUCCGGUGUCAGCUGCUGGAAGCCGAAGAUUUCGGUCCACAUCCUCGAUGCAAGGAUUUUCAGAGAUGGCGAGGGAGCGGUCGAAGACUGUCACGUCUUUUUACAACCAGUCUGCAAUCGACGUUUCAGCAGAAAAGGCCUCAGUGCGUCUAACCUUAGCAACCUUGCUGUACUCUGGAAAGUCUCCUGAUGGACACCACAUCUUGAGCAGUGCCAGGUAUCUUCACAAGGAGCUUCCUGUAAGAAUUGCUCAUCGGAUCAAGGGUUUCCGCAGUUUGCCAUUCAUCAUUGGCUGUAACCCCACCAUACUGCAAGUGCAUGAACUGUACAUCAGAGCCUACCACAUGCUGAGCGAGUUCCCCCAGAUCAAAGAGCAGGACAUGGAGGCGCGUUUCUGCAAGCUGGUGCAGCAGCUGCUGGACGACCACAAAGACGUGGUCACCAUGCUGGCCCAGGGCUUCAGGGAGUGUCGGCGACACAUCCAGGAUGAGACGAUCAUUCGCAGCUUCUUGGACACAACGCUGUGCUCUCGUCUCGGCAUCCGAAUGUUGGCCACUCAUCAUCUGGCUCUGCAUGAGGACAAUCCGGAUUUUGUUGGAAUCAUAUGCAGACGUCUUUCUCCUAAAAAAAUUAUAGAGAAGUGGGUGGACUUUGCCAGACGUCUGUGUGAGCAUCAGUAUGGAAAUUCACCCAGAGUGAGGAUCAAUGGACACGUAGCCGCUCGCUUCCCCUUCAUCCCUUUGCCUCUGGAUUAUAUCCUACCAGAACUCCUUAAAAAUGCCAUGAGGGCCACCAUGGAAAGCCACCUGGACACUCCUUACAACGUACCCGAUGUGGUUGUCACUAUUGCGAACAAUGACAUCGACUUUGUCAUAAGGAUUUCGGACCGCGGUGGAGGCAUUCCUCACAAUAUACUGGACAAAGUGAUGGACUACCACUUCAGCACGGCGGAGGAGAGCGCUCAGGACCCCCGCAUGAGCAACUUAUUCAACAACAUCACCAACAGCGGGAAUCAGUCCAGCCCCAUGCACGGGUUUGGCUUCGGCCUGCCCACAUCCAGAGCCUAUGCCGAGUACCUGGGGGGCUCCCUGUCCGUACAGUCUAUGCAGGGCAUCGGCACUGACGUUUACCUCCGCCUGCGCCACAUCGACGGCAAAGGGGAGAGCUUCAGAGUGUAAUCUUUGUAAGUCCCCAAAUGAGGCCACCGAGGGGGGGGGGCUGCGAAAAGGUUUGCCACUAUGAAGGCCGACUAAGAGGGGGGGUCUCCUGUCCAGAGCGGCGGCCUUUGCGCUGUAAUGUCUGUUGUUUGUUUUCGCCUUACACUGAUUAUAAGCUAUGUUAGCUCUGGAUUUGAGGAUUUCGGAUUGUUUUGUAACCCAGCCGGCAUGUCGUCUUUACCUUUUUUUUUAGUUUUUUUUUAUGUUCGGACUAUCGGGACAAACUGUGCAUGAUGGUGGAUUAAAAAGCUUCCUUUUUUCUUGAAGCUUCGCUUUGAAUUUGAAUGUUACAAAGCUUCAAAUUAAAAGGCUACGUUUUAGCCAGAAAUGUUUCAAAUUAGACUUCUGAGACACUCCAGCAAACCGUGUUCAACAGCACUGUAACAGAAAAACAACAGGCAGAACCGAAUCAUAGGCUGCGCUUUUUUAGAUCUGCAAGAGGACAACACUGAGUGGAGUUCAGCUCAUCCGCAUUAAACCAUCUGUGGCUUGAAAACAGUGAAAACUGCCAAAACACCUGAUAUCAGUCUAGUUCUGAUCUGUAUUUGGAGCUUUCCAGCAGGGAAGAUGUUCAGCUGCCUUAUAGUAGUCGACUCGCAUGCUGACUUUGUCUUUUUGUUGCCUUUCUUGCUUCACACACGCGCUCCAUUAUCCCAGAGUCAUUAGUUUAAUGAUUUUUUUUUGCACAUUAAUAGGUUUCCCUUUUGUGAUUCUGGGUGCUUGCACAUCCUAGAAGUUUUUAUUGUAACUAUUGGUAAAGUAACUAUUUACCAGAGAAGUAUUUUUUUUUCUAUUUAGAUCUCCUUUUUUUCGUUUUAUUUGAGAUUUGUGGUUUCAAAAAUGGUCUGUAACAGGGUUUAAGCUGAGGUUGUACGUUUGUUCAUCUGUUUUAGGUCAAAAUUGGUGUUAAUAUUUAAUAUAUGAAAUGAGCAGAAGGUUGCUUUUGAAGUUUUGCUUGAAUUGAGGCUCCUUCCGAUUAGCUAACGGCACUAGAAACCUGAAAGAAGAAAAGGAUAACGCUGAGGAAACAUUUCUGAGGUAAAUCUGCAGAAUCCUAAUUUCUACAAACGAACAAGCCAACCACUUUGGAGCGUUUAGCGCGUGAAUCCGGUAUGUAGAUCCACGAGGUUUAGAGUUCACACUCCUUCUGUUGUGUUAAACAUUCCCCAGAUGACACAAAGACUCACAACAGACCUGCCACAUUUCAAUUUGAGUUUGAUUCAGGUUCAUGUGUUUUCUUUUUCUGUUCUCUUUUUACCCUGUGAGGGCAUUAGUCUUGGAGUAUGAUUCUGCUUUGUCUUUGAAUCACAGUUACAUUUUAUUCUGUAGUUACAUGUAUUCUUAAUUUUGUUUGUCAAAAAAGUUAAUAAAAAAAAGCUUAAGUUCUUAUAAAUGAACUAACAGUGCAGGUAAAGCUUCUUGUGAGAUUUUUAAGUUUAUGUACAAAAAAGUUUAAAGCUAAAAAACAAUUAUCUUCCUCUUUUAAGUUAUAAAUCUGUGCAGAGAACGAAGACAAAAAGAUUAAUGCUUGGAUUAAUGCAACCCGUCAAACUGUUUAUUGAAGAUCUGUUGUGUAAAUGUACCUCAUGCAUGUAAAAUAUGAGGGGUUCAUGUGGUUGGACAUUGGGAGCAGGUUAGCAGCUCUGAGUUAUUUCUUUUUAUUCCAAAAAUGCUGCUGAAAGGAGGCCUGUAGAAUCACAGCACGGUGCCAUAAAAUGUGCACAGUUUGCCCCCUGCUGGCCUGAAAAAGGACUACUUCUCAUACGUAAUCAAGGAAAUCUCUCCCUCCUCCAAGGAUAAAAAUAAUUGUUACUAACAGAGAAAUAUAUUAAGAUAAAAAAACACUCCUGUGAUGAUCUGAAUCUUGUUACUUAUAAAUGUCCUGUCAUGGAAGUUUCGUUUUUUUCUCCCAGACUAACCCUGGUUUCUAACUCGUAUGUUUCUAAAGAAUUUGUAGAUAUUAAAUUUUACUUGAUUGAAACCCAAAA
Oryzias latipes (Japanese medaka) is the source of this 3460-nucleotide messenger RNA. RefSeq names its product branched chain ketoacid dehydrogenase kinase (gene bckdk). The record is from RefSeq and is a predicted model, not a curated record. Gene Ontology annotation, biological process: regulation of glucose metabolic process; protein phosphorylation. Gene Ontology annotation, molecular function: pyruvate dehydrogenase (acetyl-transferring) kinase activity. NCBI's taxonomy places the organism in Eukaryota, Metazoa, Chordata, Actinopteri, Beloniformes, Adrianichthyidae. Gene Ontology annotation, cellular component: mitochondrion.